This is a messenger RNA of Hymenoscyphus albidus, 1974 nucleotides long. The record is from the annotation of a GenBank genome assembly. NCBI's taxonomy places the organism in Eukaryota, Fungi, Ascomycota, Leotiomycetes, Helotiales, Helotiaceae.
AUGAAGGUUUCUUUCACUUUCGCUACCCUUGUGGGACUUUUAGCCUCGCGUGUUGAUGCAAUUACACUCUCUACAUCUGACUCAGCUUAUACCAUUGAUACCCAAGCAUCAAAUCCAUUUGCUGUCUCCAUUAAAAGAAGCAAUUGUGAUAUCAGUUCAAUCAAAUAUAGGGGUGACGAGGUUCAAUACGCAAGCCAAGGAUCACACAUUUCAUCUGGUUUGGGAACUGCGACCGUCAGUGCGAUAUCAAUUACUUGUAAGUUUGAGAUCAUCUGUACUUUCUCAUCUGAACUAUGAGCUUGGGUCAAGGAGAAUUGUAUUUCUUCAAUAUACUUUUUGCAAUGGACAGUUUCCUGCAUUCAAGCUACACACUUUAACUCGCUACAUAGACGAUGGUGUGAAGUAUGUCAAAGUCACUUGCGUGACCUCAACAUUGAAACAUUACUAUGUCUUCCGUGAUGGCGAUAGCACGAUCCACAUGUCAACGUACACGACCGCGGGUAAGUGGUCCUUCCUAUUUUCAAAAGCAGUAAUUAAUGUACCACCAGAACCUGCUGUCGGUGAACUUCGCUGGAUCGGAAGGUUUAACCCAACUCUUCUCCCAAAUGACGAUUUCAACCAGGCCUCUGCCAUUGGGGGCUCCUCCAGCACGGUCGAAGUAUGUAAAAACUUUCCUUUUGUUCUCGUUUUCUGGCUCCCAUCAUUAGUGGUCGAGGCAGUAGCAUUCUUCUCGGUGCCUCUCGGCUUUUAAUUCAGCAAGAACACAAGAUACUAAUAUACUACAGGGCGAAGAUGUUUUCAUUGUCAACGGACAGACGAGAAGCAAAUUCUACUCUAGCAAGAGAUUUAUCGAGGAUCAAGUCCACUGCGUUUCCGGUGAUACAAUGAAAGCUUGCAUGGUAAUUCCAGGCACUGCGUAUGAGACGUCUUCUGGAGGACCAUUCAUGAGAGACAUCAAUACCAAUCCAGUCGGAUCCUACACUGGACUAUACUGGUAUAUGAAUUCAGGACACAUCAAGACAGAGGAUUUCCGAACUGGGCUCUUCGGUCCAUACGCCUGCCAGUUUUCACGCUCAGGGACGCCAUCUGGUGAUGCUGACUUUUCCUUUUGGGCUGGAAUGUCCGUUGAUGGAUACGUUCCUGCUAGCGGCCGCGGGCACGUUAGCGGAAAAGCUAGCGGCAUUGCGGGAGCGAACUUCCCUAUCGUAGUCCACUGGUACAAUUCGGCUGCUCAAUAUUGGGCAACAGCAGCUGCAUCAAGUGGCAGUUAUACAUCACCAGCCAUGAAGCCAGGAACAUAUACUAUGGUUCUCUACCAGGGAGAACUCAAAGUGGCCACUACUACCGGUGUUCAACUGACAGCUGGCUCAACAAAAACUCAAAAUAUUGCAAGCGAAUUUUCUGCUCCAGGGACAACACUCUUUCAAAUCGGCGAAUGGGAUGGCCAACCGACUGGAUUCCGAAAUGCUGAUAAGCAGCUUCGCAUGCACCCUACAGAUACUCGCAUGUCUUCUUGGGGUCCACUCACCUACACUGUAGGAUCUUCCUCCCUCGAUGGUUUCCCUAUGGCUGCAGUCAAAGGGGUCAAUGACCCGGUCACCAUAAAGUUUACUCUCACGGAGGCACAAGCUUCCGGGGAUGCAAAUCUCAGAGUUGGCACCACUCUAAGCUUCGCUGGGGGACGGCCUGGUGUUACUAUCAAUGGCAAAGCAGGCGUCAACCCUGUUGCGCCUACAGCAAUCGACUCGAGAGGACUCACGAGAGGUGGCUACCGUGGGUAUGGAAAUAUUUAUGAUUUCCCUGUUGCCGCAGGUGGAUUAGUAUCCGGUAGCAAUACAAUUACAAUCAGUGUUAUUUCUGGGUCUAGUGGAAGUGGAUUCCUCAACCCCAAUUUCGUAAGUGAAGUCUCUCACCAAGAUACUACCUCGCUAAUAAAUUCAACAGAUUUUUGAUGCGAUCCAUCUAUACAGAUAG